CUCUUCUGUACAGAUGUGGAUCAAACUGAUCUAAAGCCACCAACCCACCUCCGCAUGUCGCUGUGAAAUAUUUAUCGCUUUCCUCUUUGUCUUUUGUCCUCUAUGCCAACAGCUGCCUCUUUAUAAUAGAUCUUCCCUCCUGCUUUAUACACAUAAACACAGUGUCAUGUCAACACAGAGACACAUUCACCACCUGUGGCAGCUCUGCAAACGACAGACAGAAACACAGCAGACCUGCUCGCAUUAACACAGCUCCAGAAUGCAUCUGCUGUUGGUUCUUCCCUUUGUUCUUGAAGUCCAGUCAAGGUCCACCAGCCACAACUUUACAUCCGAUUGCCUCUAUCAUGUGGAGCUCAAAGCCGCCAACUGCACCAGCAGCAAUUUCACGCACCUGCCCGUCUCCGUUCCACCCUCUACCGAACAACUUGACUUGUCCUUCAACCACCUAAGUGCCAUCCGACCCCGAGCUUUCCAGACCACACGAAGACUUCGCGUCCUUCUUCUGAACGGCAACACCAUUAGCGCACUGGCCGAUGGGGCCUUCUUCUUCCUAGAAGAUCUGCAGAGACUGGACCUGAGCAGAAACCGAAUCUCAUCGCUGAGCGGAGGUUUCUCGUUGGGACUCGGGUCCCUUCGUGAGCUGUCGCUGGCCGAAAACAAGUUAAGCGUUAUGGAAAGCGAUUGCUUCGUCCACUUGGACUCAUUACAAAAACUCAACCUGAGCCAUAACGCCAUCAAAACCAUCAAGAUGAGAGCGUUCGGCUCCACGAGUACCCUACGCCAGAUACAACUGGACUGGAACAACAUCACGGUUCUCAACAACGGGAUCUUCUCCAUGCUUCGCAACCUCGAAGUUUUAAAUUUACGACACAACCAGAUCCACGCGCUGGACGUUGGGGUUCUUUCACCCUUGACCAGUCUUGCCUUACUGGAUCUCACCAACAAUAACCUCUCGUCCAUUCAGUUCAAGACCUUCUUGAGUCUCAAUACGUACAGCACCCACAUAAUGCUUCAAGGAAACCCGUGGAAGUGCGACUGUGAUCUUCAGAGAGUGUUUCGAAAGCUUUGUAACGUCAAGAGGUUGUUCCUAGACGACUACGACAGCCUCAACUGCUCCAAUUUGGAUGAGAUACACGGUUACUCCAUGGGUUUCGAUACUGAGCUGUGUGUCGCUGAAAUGGUGACCGUCCUUGUCAUCACCAUCACCGUGUUUAUCACGGUUGUGGCGGCCAUCGUGAUGGCCGAGAAAAAGAGGAAGAAAAAGAUCAAGGAAAAACAUUGGACAGAGGUUAGAGAGGCCUCCAAGGCUGAUCGAUCGUAUUACUAAAUUAAUAUGACUGUCACAUACAAUGAAGUGACGAACAUUGGUGUUUGUGAAAUUUAUGAAAGAAAACAUGCACUAUACAUUUGAUGAUGUUUCCAUUUAUUAAUUGAUUUGUUUGUAUUUUCUAUAUGUAUAACUGUACUGAUUGAUUGGUUAUGAGAUUUUAAAUCGUAACCUUUCAUGUUAUUUGUGUUUGCCUUACCGAGGAACAUCCCUGAAUUGAUCUCAUAGUUAAUUUUAAUUUUAACAUGUGGGUGAUUCUCACGAAAUCCAGAUUUAGAAGGUGCCCAGCAUCAGAUUUUUUUUAAAAAAAACCUUGAAGCCAUUUAUUUAUUUAUUUUUGCACAUAGGCCUAUAAGAUUAAGGUCUGAACUUACUAUAACAAUUAUUUUGAGAGGAUUUAAAAAAUAUUUCCUAUAGAAUUAUUACAUUUUUUAGAUUAUCAUUAUAAAAAAUUAUCAUUACCGCAACAUGAUAUUACAUUAAAUAUAUGCAUGUACAAACUCAUGUUUCGGUAAUGAGAACUAAAAAGUUGUCUAGGUACUAUAACAAACAAAAUUUCAACUUUUAUCUGGAGAGAAAAAAUAAGAACUGCUUACCUGGUAGCCAUCUUGAGUGUCACAGUCAAUUAUGUCCCUUCCAACUAUUUUUUUUUAAAUGUUAGUUCAUUGAGGGCUUAAACAAUGAUUGAAAAUUGUUGCGGAGGAUGAGAAAAUUGGUCUUGGACACAUUUAUAUUCCUUAUUAUUGCCUCUAAAUUUACCAAUGAUUACCAAAUACCACAUGUUUCUUUACUGUAAAGGUUUAUAGUAUAACAUGCACUGAAGCUUUUUAUUUUUUAGGUUUUUUAAUUAUAAAUAUUUCCAUGUCAAAGAACCCAAAUCCAGUCAUGGACACGUUGCGGUAAUGAAAAUGUUCCCCUUAAAUGUGGAAAAAACAACAAAAUUAGUUUGUAUGAUGUCAUUUGAAAUCAUGUGCAAAAUAGUACAUAAAGAGAUGUUUGUAUCUGUAUGCUUCUUAUUUUUAUACUCUUACUUUGCAUUUACUUUUUUAUCGAAAUGUUUCACCUCAUAAGUAAUUUCACGAGAAUCACCCAUCUACCCAACUGUGCUGGUGCAGGUACAACACAGUCCGGCAGGUGGCAGCAGCUGUAUAGACUUCCUGUAAAUAAAGUUUCCUAAUUUAUUUGCAUAUUACAUUGCAUGUCUAGUUUACGUAAUAAAUUUA
Misgurnus anguillicaudatus (oriental weatherfish) is the source of this 2550-nucleotide messenger RNA. RefSeq lists its product as uncharacterized. Lineage: Eukaryota; Metazoa; Chordata; Actinopteri; Cypriniformes; Cobitidae. Gene Ontology annotation, molecular function: protein binding. The record is from RefSeq and is a predicted model, not a curated record.